AUAGUAGUGACUACUACCACCCCCUCUUCUGUUUGUGCAGAUAGUGGUAGUCACGAGCGCCGGCGACCGCUCUUCAUUCUGACCGACUCGGUGGCCUUUAGUCGGCCAGGCAAACUUACCGGGAGAAGAAGCGUAUGUAAGUUCCGCGUGUGCGCCAACCGGGAUAGAUGCUUGAACGUAAUCGAGAGAAUGCAGCCCAGAACGAGACUUUAUACGCCUAUAGUAGUGCUACUGCUGUCCCUGUGCUUACUGGACGUCUCCUCUGCUACGUGGAAGAGACGGGAGGACAAGACUAAGUGCCCCAAAGUGAAGGGCAUUCGAAAUUUUGAUAUAUCCGAGUUUCUCGGAUCGUGGUACAUAGUGCAAUACUAUGCGAGCUCGGAGGAGGCACUCGCGUACAGAUGUAUGCGGGCCGAACUGUCCAUUUCACCGGAGAGCGCCGAGGUUACCAUGAACUUUACUUACAGCUUCACCGACGAUCCCAUUAACGAGCAACUUGUCGGCAACAUCACCUGGAAGAUACCUUCGCCCGAGCUGCCCGCCCAUUGGGUGCACGCCGAGUAUCCAUAUGAAGGAGUGUACAACACGUAUGUGUUGGACUCUGACUACAAAUCGUGGGCAUUGUUGAUGCACUGCGCUGAGCAGAGCAAAAGUCCUCGAUACUUAUCUAGUUUCAUCAUGAGUAGAGAACCAAGCUUGGGAGCUAAUGUUAUUUCUUAUCUGCGUGAAAAACUGCCGAGGUACGACAUCGAUUUAGAAUACGUGUUCUCAAUGGAUCAGGAGAAUUGCAAUAAGACGGAGAGUUCGGAACUGGAUAUGUUACUACCACCAUCGGUAUUGGCAAGAAGAAAUAAUGCCACGCGGAAGCAUCCGUUAAAAAGGAAGCAUCGACACGUCUAAAUUAUGUAGUAUUAUAUAUAAUAAAUAUGUACAAAAAAUAUGAAUGCUUUUGAAAAGUGAACAUCGUGAUUAUUAAACAAUAUUUAUAAUUUUUA
Messenger RNA from Ceratina calcarata, 995 nucleotides. It is a transcript of the gene Karl, whose product is annotated as lipocalin/cytosolic fatty acid-binding protein Karl. Gene Ontology annotation, cellular component: cytoplasm. Gene Ontology annotation, biological process: response to reactive oxygen species; lipid metabolic process. The record is from RefSeq and is a predicted model, not a curated record. The coding region runs from base 190 to 900 and encodes 236 amino acids. The transcript has 4 exons. Lineage: Eukaryota; Metazoa; Arthropoda; Insecta; Hymenoptera; Apidae.